Messenger RNA from Podospora pseudocomata, 3087 nucleotides. RefSeq lists its product as uncharacterized. NCBI's taxonomy places the organism in Eukaryota, Fungi, Ascomycota, Sordariomycetes, Sordariales, Podosporaceae. The transcript has a single exon. The record is from RefSeq and is a predicted model, not a curated record. The coding region runs from base 1 to 3087 and encodes 1028 amino acids.
AUGCAGGAAGAACACCUCAGCAAAAACGGAAGUGAGGAGGAGGAAGCGCACGACCCAUCGCAUCCUCCAACGGAAAUAUCCGAGCAGCCGGGGGAUCAGUACGAUGACAACCCCCUCGACGACGACAACGAGAUUGCUGCGCCGCGAGAGCAGUUGGCUAACAUCUUAUCUAGUGAACAAAUAGAGAGCUGGAGGGACACGCAGGCUCUUGCGUAUCAACUCCUCCUCCAAUCACUGCACUCGGCAAACCAGUCCCACGAAGACCUGCCUCCUGACAUCGACGCUGCAAUCUUCGACAGGAUUAGCUCGCAGUUCCUCCAAAACAUCCUGGCCUCCUUCAAUCCUGCCCCCGAGCAACCAACACAGCUUCCGCUUGAGCCGAAGAAAGUCCGUGACAUCAGAGUCCUGGUCACUAUCGGAGAAAAUGUUUACAGAGCUCUUACUACCUUCCCGGGGGACUUGUUGUUGUGGGAACUUCUGGGUCCGAAGUGGCAGACACGCUACGCCUUGGAUUUCUAUGUUCAUGCAAUCAUAUCCUACGCUGGAGAUGAUCUUUACCGCGCCAUUGGGGGCAUGCUCAUCUUCCCACUGGUGACUACGCUAGGAGGAUUGAACGCCAUCCACUUCCUCCUUGGCUUGCGUCAAGCAACGUCUAUCACAUGGCCUGAUGCCUCUUCCACAAAGAUCCCGCUGGCAAAGCUUGUCGAGGAGUAUACGCUUGACCUCGAGUUGGAACACUGGCUGAAGUAUCUGACCGCCUCCCCGUUCAUCCUGGUGACGUUGUUCCUUCGAGCUAUUUACGAAACCAUUCGCUGGAUCUUCCCCAGCAUUUGGCUCAGACUGCCCGCGGUUUCCGCAUUGACUGCUGGAGUUUGUUACCAUCGAAUGUACAACUGCCAGUCUACUAUAGCCCAGAGUGUUGCGCACUGGCCUAGACCCGUUAUUCGAGAGGUACGACGGUUUAUGGUUUUCAUUCUUGAUCUAGAAGCCUCAGUCCGAACGCGUGCUGUCCGCCUGGUGUGUAAAUUCAAGACUCGGGGCCUCGAACAAUACACUUACACGCCUCUUGACGCCAAAAACGCCGAGUUUAGGCUGUUGCGGCUGGAACCGAUCUCUGGCGACAACCUCGUUCGCUGUUGGCUGGUGAGCGUACCGCUAGGAGAGCACCGCAGCAAGGAAGCAUACGAGGCAAUCUCAUACCGGUGGGGAAAUGAAGGACGAAACUUUCCCAUUGUCAUUGACGGCAAGCGUUUCUUGGUCACGAGAACCGUCUUUGAGCUUCUCCACGCCCUGCAGACCAAGGACAGGGGUAGGUAUGUCUGGAUCGAUGCCAUCUGCAUUAACCAGGGUCAUGAACACGCGUCAGCCGACAAGCCUGCCUCCGUUGAAGACCUGGAUGAAAAGUCCAACCAAGUUGCGUUGAUGGGGACCAUCUACCGUAAUGCGAGCCGAGUCAUCGCCUGGGUUGGGGGUACGGCCAAUGGACGAGGUGCCCUCUCUUUCAUCAACAAGACCGCCUGUCGAGACCCAGAAGCCAUGGACAACUUCGAAUAUGAGAGAAUCACGGUAGAACUAUGGCCGUGGACGAUCCUUACCACUUGGCUGAGAGUUAUUGAGCUAUUUAAGCAGCCAUACUUUCGCCGCAUGUGGAUGUUGCAGGAAGUAGCCCUGGGGAGAAAGGUCGUGGUAAAGCAUGGAGCUGAGGAAGCCGACUGGGAUGAUAUCUCUCCCCUCGUGAACUUCAUGAUGGGGAGCGAUGGUGAGCCAUUCCUUCACGAACCUGGGUUCUUGACCGUUUGGUACAAUUUUCCGACCACCCUCCUUGGCGUCAAAGGAGCCCAUGUAAUGAGCUUGGUCCGAAACCAAGUCGCCGGGUGGAACGCCGAAGGAAAUCCCCGGUCCGAGCCCGUCAGCCAGGAGUGGGAUCAAGACCGUGUCCGUCGUCUCCCACUGGAUACUUUGCUUGGCCUGACAACGGACCUCUCGGCUUCGAAUAUCAAGGACAAGAUCUAUGCCGUCCUUGGCCUGACGCAGCAAGAAACCCGCCAGCAUAUCAAUAUCGAGUACGACGACACGAUUCUGCCUGCUGGAGAUUUAUUGCGCGACAGUGCCAAGCACAUCUUGAUUGGUCGCCAUGAGCCUGCCGAACGAUUGGGUCUCGCCGGCUGGGGCUUCGAGCUAUCUGGGCUUGACGUUGAUGAUGACCAUAUCUGGGCGGCUUCGCCCUGGUCGUUCAUUGUGCUAUGGAUGAGGCGGGUGCUGUGGUGGAAAGCGCCUGCAUCACUGCCGAGUCUCCCAUCGUGGGUGCCUCACUGGACACUGACCAGGUUUCAACUGCCUGCUAUGGAACCUAAUGGAUACAGUGCUGGUGCGCAUGGCACAAAACUCUUUGAGGAGAUCCCGGGUCGACCCAACUGCAUACGAGCCUCAUUAUCUAUCGUGGACGAAAUCGAAUUGCUGGGAAAGCCCUUUUUGACGGUAGUAGAGUUGCUGCAACGCCCAACAACCUUUUUAAACGACAUACGUGCCUUCGUUCUAGAGGCAAAGAGCUUCGCAGCUCAGCUCCAGAGGGAUGCGCUCGCGCGCGAAGAACCGAUCUCUGAGGAUGAAUUGGUAGAGGCGCUGUACCGGACGAUAUUUUGCGAUUAUGCCACGGGGUCCUUGCCCCCGAUGGACACGUCCGUUCUUUUCCAACACGUGUCUACUUGUGAGGUUCUCCUCGCGGCGAAGGGAUACCCAAGACAGGCGGACGGCAAGGCUCAUGAGAAGCUCGGUUUCGAGCUCGGCCGGUCAAUUGGGGGUAAGAGCUUCUGCGUCACGAAGGGCGGGAGAUUCGGGAUCGUUCCUCCAAGGAGUCGGGUUGGCGAUAGCAUUGUGAUGGCAUGGGGCACCCCUUUGCCGUUGGUUAUGCGAUCGGCGUUGCGACAUCAAGAGCUGCUGUUGAGAGAGCCUGGGAAACAAGCACCGAUAGUUGGGCCUUUGGAAGGAGAUGAGCAUGUGUUGAUGGGGGGCUGCUAUGUGCAUGGAGUGAUGCUGGGUGAGCUGCGGCCCACGGAAUAUCCGCCAGAAAUGGUGGUUCUGAGAUGA